UCCUCACCUGAAACGCCCCCUCGCUUCUAUACUUCCAGCUUUGAACCUUUCCUCCUUUCUUUUAUUACUUAAUCAUCAGAUUUCUUCUAAAAAAGAGCAGACAGUCAUCAUCGUUUCUCGAAUUCGUUUAUUUUAUUAGUAAAUUUUGUGGAAGAAAAGUUGUCAGAUUGAUCGUUUCAAAGGGCAUGGCCGGCAGAAAAAAAAUGACACCAAACCCUUACCCCUACGCUAUUUCCGAGACACCGUAGAAGAAGAGGAGCUGAAGCAAUCGGAGAUGAGCGGCGGUGUAGCACAGAAGGUGAAUUUGGAGGAAGAGCAGCUUACAGAGCUCCGGGAGAUCUUCCGAUCCUUUGAUCGGAACAACGAUGGCAGCCUAACGCUGCCGGAGCUGGGCUCUCUCCUUCUAGCUCUCGGCUUCAAACCGAGUUCAGAACAGCUCAAGGAGCUCAUUCUGAAGGCCGAUACUAACAACAAUGGACUCGUGGAAUUCUCCCAAUUCGUGGAGCUGGUGGCGCCGGACCUUGUUCGGACCAAAUCGCCGUACUCCGAGGACCAGCUCCGGAAGCUUUUCAGGUUUUUCGAUAGGGACGGCAACGGGUUGAUCACUGCGGCCGAGCUCGCUCACUCCAUGGCGAAGUUAGGCCACGCUCUUACGGCCAAGGAACUCACCGGGAUGAUCAAGGAGGCCGAUAAGGACGGAGAUGGCAAGAUCAACUUCCAGGAGUUCUCGCAUGCAAUUACUUCUGCUGCUUCUGAUAAUAAUUAUUGGCUUACUUCAAUUUGCGCGUUUCUGGUUCAGUUUGAGGUUGAUUCAUUUGGGUUUUUUCGUGAAAUAGGAUUAAAUCUGGUUGAAUUGAAUGAAUGA
Messenger RNA from Dendrobium catenatum, 865 nucleotides. Its product is annotated as probable calcium-binding protein CML18. The record is from RefSeq and is a predicted model, not a curated record. Lineage: Eukaryota; Viridiplantae; Streptophyta; Magnoliopsida; Asparagales; Orchidaceae. The transcript has a single exon. Gene Ontology annotation, molecular function: enzyme regulator activity; calcium ion binding. Bases 275 to 865 code for a protein of 196 amino acids.